Molecule: messenger RNA, 2498 nt
Organism: Patiria miniata (bat star)
Lineage: Eukaryota; Metazoa; Echinodermata; Asteroidea; Valvatida; Asterinidae
Product: gamma-crystallin N-like
Exons: 8
Coding region: 157-1200 (347 amino acids)
Biological process (GO): visual perception; lens development in camera-type eye
Molecular function (GO): structural constituent of eye lens
Source: RefSeq, a predicted model, not a curated record
CCAAGGUGUCACUGUACUGUGCAGGGAGCUGUCAAGAGCCUUUAAAAGGGAGAGCGCGGACCGCUGUAGCAUCACUCCGCACCUUCACUUUCUAGAGACACUCGAUUGAUGUUCUGGUUGUUGAUCCUGAGCUUAUCAGCUUGAAUCUCAGCAAAAAUGACGGCAAAGAUCACCCUUUACCAGGAUUCGAACUUCAGGGGAGCAUCCCGAGAUGUUACAGGAGACAUCAGCAAACUGAGUUCCAUCGGCUUCAACGACCGAGUGUCGUCGAUCAAAGUUGUUGGGAGCGUGUGGGUUGGCUAUGAACACACCAACUACAACGGUCGCCAGUACAUCUUGGAGGAAGGUGAUUACCCGAACUGGGGUGCCUGGAAAGGUUCCAAUGAUCAACUCUCCUCGCUGAAGAAGCUGAACCCGGACAUCGGGGACUUGCCGCAGAUAGUUCUGUACCAACACACCAACUACGGUGGCAGGGCUGCGACUUUCACCUAUGGAAUUUACAACUUGAAAUACUACAACUUCAAUGACGACGCUUCCUCUCUCAAAGUCAAGAGCGGAAUAUGGAUCUUGUACGAACACAGCAACUACGGAGGCAGGCAGUACGUCGUGACAGAGGGCUCCUACCCACACUGGGACAACUGGCGCGGUGCCAAUGAUAAGAUCUCCUCACUCCGACCAAUCAAGGAACCGUUCUUUCCCACCGAGGUCCUGAGCAUGGAGUUCGACAUCGCUGCGGGCCUGCUCAACUCCACCCCGGUGGCCCUGGUCAACCUGUCCCAGCGGAAUGACUCCAGCUCGGAUCAGCAGGCCUCGUGGUCUACCAAGCGCACCGUGACCACCACCAAGACUUACGAGUGGCACUGGCAGAACAGCACGGCCGUCAGCGUGUCAACCACCUUCAAGACCGGUGUGCCCGUCAUCGCUGAUGGGGAAAUCACGGUGAGCGUCGAGAACACCUUCUCUAUUGGCGAGAACCGGGGCCAGCAGAACACGCAGUCGGAUGAGUGGUCCUUCAACCUGCCGGCCACCGUCAAAGCUAAGACCAUGCUGCGCGUGCAGGUCAACAUCCAGCAGGGUAAGAUUGACGUGCCCUUCUCGGCCCUCCUACAGAAGGGCAACAGACGCUGGAGGGAGGUGGGAACAUUCAGGGGCACCCAGAGCUACAAUCAGCACGUCGAUUACGAUGAAACACGGCUGUAGAGAAACGUGUCUGUAACUCAGGCCGAAUGUUGCUGGCUAAAAUAAGAUACAAGCCGAAUAUAGACGGAAAAAAAAAUCUAAGGAGUACUUAACACAUUGAUGGCUGUGGCACGGUUAAAAAAAAGUAUUUGGGAUAAAUAUAGAAUAAUAAAACAUGUCCAUUUUUGAGAGGGGAUAUUUUGACGCGACCACCAAAGUGACCUCAGGAUACCUGAGUGUUGUUAUGAAGAGCCAGAAUCUCGUUGUACUUACAUUUUAGAAAAUAAACAGAAAUGUCUUUAAGUGGGAUCUUUGAAACCCUAGUCUCAGAUGCCAGGAAAUACCUAGAUUGCACCAGAGAGCAUCUACAAUCCGAAAUUUUACGGGGCCCUUGACGGGCCCCGGACCCCACGCCAUUAGGGGCCGAGACUCACUGCCGCCUACUUUCAUCCAUCUGCCUGCUACUCUUGUUGAAACCCCUGACUUUUCUUUUAGACUCAUUUCAUAAUAAUUUGUUGGGUAAAAUGUGAUGUUUUUAUAGCGCUUGUAAUGUUAUCAACUCACUUAUGUUUUAACCAGCAUAUCAUGGAUUGUUACUUGAAAGAAACAUCUACUUUAUAAGCAGUAUAUCAUGCCAAACCAAUUACUAUCUUUCAAAAAAUAUAUAAAUGUUAUACUCAGAAUUAGUCUUGUUCGAGAUUAGGCCAAAUACAAAAAAAAAGAUAUUUAGCGUCCUGCCUUUUUGAAAAAACGAAGCAGGCCCUUUUGGACUCUGGAAUGACAUACCAGCUUUAUAUGGGCUAUUUAGGCCAAAAAUGAUGUCACUGUUUAAAAUUUAUCAUUUUUUCGUUUCAAGAAAAAAGAAAAAAAGAGGCGGCCUCUAAAAAAGGAAACAGGCGGGGACGCUCAACAUGUUUUUUUUUUUACUUGGCCUUAAAUAGGAACUUUAACGGAAUUGAACUGUUGGACUUUCCAGACGGAAUUAUCAAGAUCAACUUUAGGAUAAUUAAAGUUAUCGUUUUAAGAAAUCCUGUAAACUGAUGCCAGUUCAGCAAACAAGUGGUUUCAAAAAUGUAAUUUGAAUAUCAAAGCAGUGUCGGAAACAAAGGACAUAUGGACCGUUGUGUGUGUUAUAUUAUCCGUAUAAUCACUAAAGCUGUAACUUGGGCAUAAUUAUUGUUGGCAUCGUGAUCUAGUCUCUUAUAUACAUGUAGUUGAGGAUUAAUCCCGUGAAUGAAAUGGAGUGCACAUUGAGGCCACAUACGCAUGCUGUCCAUUUUGCCAAGAUAUUACAUUAAAAGAGCAUUUAAAAAGUAGCA